UCUGUUCUUGUGACACUUCCGCAUCACCAAGUUUAAGUCUGUUGACGUUUUUUGGCUGUGUGAAAAGUACUUCAGCCUAAUUUCUUUUAAAAACCUAUUUCAUACAUUAUUAUUACGUAGUGUGGACGCUGUAAAACAACAAUAAAAUGCAAGCUUUACGAAAUUUCUUCCGGACUCCUUGGUCUUCUGAGGCACAACUCAAGGGUAAAACUGUUCUAAUCACCGGUGCCAACACUGGCAUUGGCAAAGAAACGGCCGUAGACUUGGCUAAAAGAGGGUCAAAGAUCAUCAUAGCGUGCAGGGACAUGUCCAAAGCCGAGGCCGCUGUGAAAGAAAUCAUCGAAAGAUCCGGCAACAGUGACGUCACAUGUAAAACUCUGGACUUGGCAGAUACUAAGUCAAUUAGACAGUUUGCUGAAGUCAUCAACCGAGAGGAGCCGGCGGUCAACAUCCUCAUCAACAACGCUGGAGUGAUGAUGUGUCCUUAUCAGAAAACAGUCGAUGGGUUUGAGAUGCAGAUCGGUGUCAACCACUUGGGUCACUUCUUGUUGACGCAUUUGCUGCUUGACCUGAUUAAACGUUCGACCCCGGCCAGGAUUGUUAACCUGUCAUCUAUGGCCCACUCGUGGGGCGUCAUUAAUCUGGACGACAUCAACAGCGAGAAGAGUUACAGCGAUGUUAAAGCCUACAGUCAGAGCAAACUGGCCAACGUCCUGUUCACACGCUCACUGGCCAAACGACUGGAAGGCACAGGCGUAACAGUCUAUGCUGUCCACCCUGGUGUGGUCCAGACCGACCUGUGGCGUCACCUGAGCAGCCCUCGACAGCUCGCCAUGAAGCUGGUCAGUCCCUUCACCAAAGACUCGGUCCAGGGAGCCCAGACCUCCAUUUACUGUGCUGUGGAGCCCACUCUGGAGAACGAGAGUGGUGGCUACUACAGUGACUGUGCUCCUGCCAAAUGCUCAACUGCAGCAAAAGAUGACAUCAUGGCGGAGAAGUUGUGGGAUCUGAGCUGUCGUCUGCUUGAUAUGACCUCAUGAUGGGGAGGGGGGGUGACCUGGAGGUCAUUGUCACCUCCUGAUGUGGAUUGUUUUGACAAAAUCCACACUUUCAAAAACACACAAUAGUAUUAACUAACUGUCUGUUUACUGCUGUAUUUUCCAUAACAGGCAGAGCAGUAAUUUUACUGUUUACGUUUCUAAUUCACAGUGGACCAAACUGUUCUGCUGAUCUUUGUUUACCAACUCCAGCUGCUAUAUUUUCCUACAGGUUACACUCCUUGUUUCCGUAUUUCUGUAUUUUCUCGUUUUUGAAACGUCAACUUACGAUGUUUGGUUUAUCUUCGAAUAAAAAAUUACAGUAAAAAAAACAAAACAGUUUUGGUUUUAUCAGAACAGUAGGAGGAGGAGCUUUGUGAGGUAUGUCCUGAGUUUCAGACGAUCUUUGCUAGAAAACGCAGUAAAGUCAUAAAAACACAGAUCUCCACAUGAUUUCUAUGUAUCAAUAAAGAGACUGAAACAAA
Molecule: messenger RNA, 1522 nt
Organism: Cynoglossus semilaevis (tongue sole)
Lineage: Eukaryota; Metazoa; Chordata; Actinopteri; Pleuronectiformes; Cynoglossidae
Product: retinol dehydrogenase 12-like
Exons: 7
Coding region: 147-1040 (297 amino acids)
Source: RefSeq, a predicted model, not a curated record